AGACCAAAGACUACACCUAUAGGACUCAAAAAUGACAGCAACAGUUAGAGACUUCAUAUUCAUUCUCGAGACUUUCUUUCCUGGUGAAAUGACUCUAUUGCGAGCCUUCUAUGUCCUUGCUACACUGGUGAUGCUAUAUCCUCUGUUGCAAUUACACCAAAACCAACAAAAAGAACCGCGCCAACCAAAUGAAACCGCAUGGAAGAAAGCCAUCCUGCCACUUCUCAAACGAGCCUUCAAUCCUGCCCUAUCACUUCCUGAAGCCUUUGAUGACACCGAGCAAGGAUUUCAGACUGCAGAAGACCUCUACCAUGAUAUUGAAUCAGUACUCGAGUUUCUUGGUAUUGAUACCAGUAUUAAUACCCUACCAGACAUGUUCACACCCAAGCCAAGAAUCGUCCUAUGCACGCAGCGCCGUAACUGCAUCAGAUGCCCUCCAACUACCCGGUUCCGUUCACUCCGGAGACGUCUCUCCACCUCUUCAGUCCAGGUUCUCACUGCCAGUCUAACAUGGGAGGACGGUGAGCUUGUUGUUGCACACUGCUCAACUUGCCAAGCCGAUUACUACCCUGACCGUAUAACAUUCAAAGAUGAGAACAACCGAAGAGUUCAAUGGCUCGAAAUUGACGCACCAUAUCUGCGAGUCUCAAAACAUGGACGUUGGGCAGCUCGGAGAGUUGCCCGUCUGCAGGAAAGCAGUUUGAUGCGAUUUCACGCCGGAUGGGCUGGCUUCGCUGACUUACUUAAUGAUGUCGCGGAACCAGUGGGUCAGAUAACCAACCGACAGUCGCAGCGACUCUUUCUAGAGUACUUCGCUCGACGACUACUGGUUGCACAUGGCAAGACCAGAAACUUCACUUGCGAAGCGCACCCGAGUGCGCGAGUCUUUGCAGAAAGGGUACGAGAUGUAAUAGGCAAGAAUGGGGGAGUGAUGGUUAGCGCUUUGCGCCAUACCUGCAUGGACUGCACUCACCGGAAACGAUACCGUAGUGACCUCAUUGCAGAAGGAGCAAUUCUCGAUGACGUUGGUGACAGAGUUGCUAUUGAAGACAACUUUGAAGGCAUCCCUGGUGGCGAGCGAUCCCUUGAAGAUAGUGAUGAGGUUGGGGCGAAUAUGCCACAGUUGCCACCAGUACAGAAUGAACCACCCGAAGAUGGUCAGCGAGGUUACGUGCGAAUGGCAGUCAUGGAUGGUAAAACGAUCGGACAUAGAGUUUGCGCUGUUGAUGCCUGUGAAAACCCACUCGUAAACUACAAAAAUGGUCGCUUUUGCGAAGAUCAUCUGUAUCUUCGGCAUAUCUGUGGAAUCAUACCGUGUGGCCAUCAAGUGGGCUCAAAUGGGUUAACCUGUAAUGAUCCAGUGCACGAGACAUGGUACCGUCAAUGGAAAGGUCGAUUCACGCGCAUGUCGUAUCCUGGAGUCCGCCGCGUCAUUCGUCAGCAGCGCUCGCAACAAGCAUCAGGCAAUCUAUCAAACAAUAGACCCACCUUGCAAGUACAGCUGGCACCGCUUGGAGAGAUACCUGGUGAAAAGGUGGUGCACACCUUUCAAGCACAAUCUGUGUACUGUCUGCAGACAGUUCAAUGGGCAUGUAGUAUGCCAAUCGGGUGGGGAAAAUGUUAUCGUUCAGAGAGCGCACCUCAAGUUCUGGCCAUUCUUGACCGUAUCUGGCUAGACCAUCCAACACUUCGGCCUAGCUUCAUUGCCUAUGACGAUGCAUGCGAUCUCCUACGCCAUAUUGUGACUCAGGAUGCACAAAAUCCGUGGUUAAAGUCGACGAAGUUCGUCGUCGACGCAUGGCACUAUAUCGGCCAUCGUGCUACAGACAUCCUCUGUCGAGUAUGGUGUAAUCCGGCUCCAACCAAUGGUUCCCAGCCAGAUCUCGUUAUUGUGGAGGAAGACGAAGAGGGAGCGAGACAUCAAACGCGCGCGUUCAACACGGAGACAGCUGAACAGCUGAAUUCAUGGUUAGACGGAUUCGAGGCGCAGCUUUCACAGAUGACCGAUGUCACCUACGACUUUUUUGUCCAUGUGCUUUUCCUUGUGUAUGGCGAGCUUGUAGAACACCGUAUCGCACGUAAAGACCGCCAUCUGGCAGACGAUUUCUGGCUAGAGCACGAAACCGAGGAGCAGUAGAGAGGGGAAGAAUAGGAAUGUUGUCGCGUUGUGGGUGUUUGUUCAGCGGCCUGUUUGGUCUAUGUAUGGUCAUUUAGAGCGCCGAUUCGGGCAAGGCAUCUUUGUCGUGCAUUCUCAGACUCAUACGUCUUACAAUUCAAAGCUCGUUCUAAUGACUCAAAGGUCUCUAAUGCACUCAAAAACUAUGCUAGCCACUCCUAUGCUUAAACUCUGAGAGCACUCCCCUAUAGCCAGCAAAUAUCACUGUACUUCACGGGCAGACGUCAGAUUACAUUGGUAUCCACUGGCCGCCAGCGUACGACAACUCGCUUUGCCCUGGUUUCCGCCGAACGACGACAAUAACCACUGACUUCACUG
Somion occarium is the source of this 2494-nucleotide messenger RNA. NCBI's taxonomy places the organism in Eukaryota, Fungi, Basidiomycota, Agaricomycetes, Polyporales, Cerrenaceae. The record is from the annotation of a GenBank genome assembly.